AUGUUGUUUUUCAAAUGGGGGGAAAAGGCUCCUGGCCCUGAUGGUUUUACAGGUCUGUUCUUUCAGAAACAAUGGGAUAUUGUAGGGGAGGCUGUCAUUGACAUGACUCAAACCUGCUUUAGAACAAGGCAUAUUUCUAAAGUCUUUAAUCAUACCAAUAUUUCUCUUAUCCCUAAAGUUCCUCUUGAUGAACUUGUGUCUCAAUAUAGACCUAUAGGGCUUUGCAAUUUCAUUUAUAAAAUUCUUUCAAAAACUCUUGUUAACAGACUCAAAACUUUAAUGAAUAACAUAAUUUCCCAAAAUCAAAGUGCCUUCAUCCCUAAGAGGAGUAUUUUUGAUAAUAUUCUGCUAGCUAAUGAGGCUAUAUUUGUUGUCAAUCAUAAUGACAAAGUUGAAGGCAUUGUUGCCAUUAAACUUGAUAUGUCUAAAGCCUAUGAUAAGUUAGAAUGGUCCUUUCUUGAAAGUGUCUUGACUAGAAUGAGUCUCUCUAACCACUGGAUUAAACUCAUAAAUCAGUGUGUUUCUAUAGUUUCCUACUAUGUCCUCCUCAAUAGUAUCCCUACUGGGUUUUUUCAACCUGAAAGAGAAGCUCUCUCUUCUUAUAUUGACAGUCUUUUAAAGAAAGAAAUUUUGGAAGGCAUCAAAGUGUGUAAAGAUGCUCCAGAAACGACACAUUUAUUAUUUGCUGAUGACUCCCUUUUGUUUUCUAAAGCUACUGUUCAAAAUUUUCAAAUUAUCAAAGACUACCUUCAAAAAUAUUGUUUGGCUUCUGGCCAAGAAUUAAAUUUUGAUAAGUCUGGUAUCUUAUUUAGUAGAAGAAUUCCUGAACAUAUGAAAUCUCAACUUGUUAACAUUCUAGAGAUUAAUAAUAGGUAUUUAGGAGAAAAAUAUCUUAGCACUCCCAUUAUGUUUCAAUCUUCUAAAAUUCAAACCCAUAUGGGUAUUCUCCAAGCUGUGGAUGCCAGAAUUUCUAUCUGGCUACAUAAGCUCCUGUCUCAAGCUUCUAGAACUACUUUUAUUAAACACAUUGGUCAAGCCAUCCCCCUCUUUCAAACGGGAGCUUUCCUCAAUCCAAAACAUCUUUGUAAACAAAUUGAUUCUCAUCUUUGUAAAUUCUGGUGGGGAGAGACUUUAGAUCCUAAAGAUAAGGAAACUGCAUCUGCUAGGGUGGGACAUUAUGUGUUCCCCCAAGGCAGAAGGUUGUCUGGGAUUAGAAAGGUUGACUUAAAUAAACUAGCUAUGUUGGAUAGGAAUGCUUGGAGAAUUCUAGAAAACCCUAAUUGUAUGCUAGCCAUUGUUCUUAAAGCCAAAUACUUUCCUAGAACUGAUUUCUUGAAUGCCAAGUGCACUAAUAAGUGUUCUUGGACUUGGAAGUGUUUGCAUUCUAUAAAAGAAAUCAUUAAGCCUUUCAUCUCCUGGAUUGUUGGGGAUGGUCACUUCAUUGACCCCUGGUAUGACAAAUGGAUCCCCACUUUGGGUACUGCCGUACCUAACCCUUUAGUCCCACCUGGCCCAAACAUUAAAGUCUAUUAUUUUAUUGAUCAUUCUACCAGAACUUGGAACAUGUCUAGAUUAAACACUCACUUUGAUAAUGCUUAUGUUAAGAAGAUUAUCACUAUUCCCUUAAGCCAGUUAUGCACUCCUGACAGGAGAGCUUGGGAACUUUCAAAGAAUGGCAAGUUUUCUUCAAAAUCUUCCUACAUGGGACUCAGAGGACUUAGUCCCUCCCCUUUUAAAAAUCUUUGGAUGCGUAUUUGGAAAAUUAGGGUUCUUUACAGAAUCCAAGUCUUCACAUGGAAAGCUGCUAGAAACGCUCUUCCUGCUAGAACUUUUUUGCGUACUAAAAUGCCCAUGCAUAAAGUUGAUUGUGCUAGUUGUAAUGACCCUCAAGAAUCUAUAAUGCAUGCUUUGGUCCUCUGUCCUUUUGCCAGUCGUGUCUGGUUUCUAUCUGAUUUUUGCAUCAAUACUCAAUUUUUUCAAAACAAAUCUUUCAUCGCCUGGAAACCCUGCUUUAUUGUUUCUCCCAUUACCCCUGUCAAUCUAUGUGAUAAAUGGAUUCCCCCUUCUUUUGGCUGGAUAAAGUGUAACACUGAUGGUGCCUAUGAUGACAUUACUAGAGCUAAUGGUGCAGGAUAUGUGAUGAGGGAUUUCUCAAUCAAAGCCUCUUUUUGUGCUUGCCUGGUUUUCGAAGUAAAGUCUGCUGAAGAAGCUGAAGCCAGAGCUAUUUGGGCAAUCCUGAAGAAAGCCUUGGAACAAAAGUUAACUCAUAUCAUCGUUGAAAGUGAUGUGAAGACUCUUAUUGAUCAAUUUUCAUCUGGCUUGUUCGAUGGAGAUUCUCGUACGAAUGCUAUCCUAAAAGACAUUCAGUUUUUCUCUUCUAAAUUAGUGGCCUGUAUUUUUAACUUUCAACUUCGUGUUUGUAAUUAUGUGGCUCAUGAGCUAGCUCAAUGGGAAAAAACAAACAAUGCCUCUAUAUACUGGUCUGUAGAGCUGCACAUAGGUCGGGCGGGUCGGGUUUUAGCUAAUACCAACUACCAACCCAACUAUAACGGGUUUUUAUUUUCAUAA
Molecule: messenger RNA, 2568 nt
Organism: Papaver somniferum (opium poppy)
Lineage: Eukaryota; Viridiplantae; Streptophyta; Magnoliopsida; Ranunculales; Papaveraceae
Exons: 3
Coding region: 1-2568 (855 amino acids)
Molecular function (GO): nucleic acid binding; RNA-DNA hybrid ribonuclease activity
Source: RefSeq, a predicted model, not a curated record